UAGGAUACUCUAACGCUAACUUGUGUGACUCCAGAGGUGACCUGCAGAUUUAACUGCCCACAGAAGAAACUUGACGUCGUGACACAAGCCAAGGCUGGAAGCCUGACGGAGGACAUCGGUGGGAGCUCGCUGAUCCUCCAGAGAAAUCAAGUUCGUGGCAGAAGAAUGGGCCGUGGAAGAGCAGCAAGGCUCCUGCCACCUAUAGGACUCGCGUCAAUAUGGUCGCUCCUGAUGCUUUCUACCGUCAUGACGCAAGCAGUUUCCGCGAAGUGUGGUGAGUCUACGGUCAACACCACCUCAACAAGCUAUCAAGAUAAUUGCACGUCACCCAACACCAGUAGCGCAUUCAGCCAAGAUGUCUCUCCCAGUCCAACCAGUAGCGCAUUCAGCCAAGAGGUCUCUCCCAGUCCAACCAGUAGUGCUUUCAGCCAAGAGGUCCCUCCCAGUCCAACCACUAGCGCAUUCCACCAAGAGGGCUCUCCCAGUCCAUCCAGUAGCUCAUUCAGCCAAGAGGUUCCUCCCAGUCCAUCCAGUAGCUCAUUCAACCAAGGUGUCCCUCCCAGUCCAACCAGUAGCAUAUUCCACCAAGAGGUCUCUCCCAGUCCAACCAAUAGCUUGUUUCCCAGUAUGCCCAGUAGCACACUGCCACCCCAUCUAUUAAGCAAUAGCGCCUCCCCCAGCAGCACAUUGCUUCCCAGUACAUUAAGCCAAGAAGCUCCUCCCAGUCCAAUCAGCAGCUUGUUUCCCAGUAUGCCCAGUAGCACACUGCCUCCCCAUCUAUUAAGCAAUAGCGCCUCCCCCACUCCACCCAGCAGCCCACUGCUUCCAGUUUCAUUUAGUAAUGGCAUAUCUCCCAGUUCGCCCAGUAACACAGUGUUCCCCACUCCAACAAGCAAUGGAACUCCUCCCAGUCCACCCAGCAGCAUGUCUCCCAGUCUGGCCAGCAGCACAAAUCCCCACAGUGUAUUCACUAGCACCAGUUCUCCCAGUUCCAGUGGCCCCACUGACUUGUCAUCCUUCAGCACCAGCUCAACAGCUCCACCAACGGUGACAAGCAGCAACAGCACGCUGCCCCUUGUGGCUGCUCCCAUCGUAUUCAAGAUAAAUCAGCAAUUCAAUAGUGAACUUUCCAACAAGUCAUCUCCAGUGUUCAAGUUUUUCAGUGAUGAGGUCUCGGGUGAGCUGACCGGUGUUUACAAAAGGCAAUUCCCAGAAACCUUUGAGAGAGUGGACAUCUUGAGCUUCAGCAAUGGCUCCAUCCUCACGAAUGCUAGUGUUAUUUUUCAAACAGCAGUCACUGCUGCCCCAUCUCCUUCAGACAUAGUGAGGACACUGGCAACUGGAGUACAGAGUAAUGCCUUGGGCAACCUCAGUGUCAUCGCUGACACGAUAGUGUCGACCGGUGUGACACUCAGCUCCCUGCCUCCUCUCGCUGUGCAGAUCCAGAUGAUCGUCCUCACCAGCUUUGGCACCCCAGAAUCAGAGAACUUGACCUCCAUAAUCAAUCAAAAGCUAAUGGACAUCCUAUCAUUGGCCUACAAUGGGACCAUCGUCAACAGCAGUGUCAGCAGCAGCAACAGUACUGGAUGGACACAGAUGACAGCAAACUAUGAGCUGAACACACCCAACAUUCAGCCGGAGUCCGUGGUGCUGCAGCAGAUUCGCUCAAACAUCUUGGUGAACUACGACCAGACGUCCCUGGCAGUGAAUGGAGUCAACACAAUGUUCAGUAGCUUCUCCUACUCCCUGCGAAUUACAAGCCUCAACUUCACAAACGACCUUACCAACAAAGGGUCCAUGCAGUUUGCUGCAAGCUCCUUGAACAUUUCCAGCGCUCUGGCCUCACUCUUCCACUCCAAGAGUAAUCUCGUGCAGGUUUUCAUCAACAACUUUACCCAAGGCUCGGUAGUUGCCAAUACACAGCUUAUCUUCACGCAGAACUCCAUUUCUGAUGCACAGGUGCAACAGGUCAUCUUGAAUGGAGCAAGCAAUUUGACUGCAGUUGGCAUCGUCAUUGAUCCGGCCUCAUUCAGCACCUCUAGUACAACAACUACAAGCACCAGCACAGCCUCGUCCAACAGCACCAGCUCUGCACCUCAGGCUACACAAGCCAAUGGAACUCAACCAGCAGCAGCUACACCAACCAGUAUGGCACCUGCUAAUGGGACUACACAAACCAACACAACCACCAUAACUGCAGCUCCAAAUAACGUAACUUCAACAAGCAUCCAGAACAACAGCACAGCCUUACCAACUGCACAAACCGUUGCAGCAUCUGUGACGACCGUCAACAACACAAACUCCACAACUGCACAUACCGUUGCAGCAUCUGUGACGACCCUCAACAACACAAACUCCACAACUGCACAAACCGUUGCAGCAUCUGUGACGACCCUCAACAACACAAACUCCACAACUGCACAUACCGUUGCAGCAUCUGUGACGACCGUCAACAACACAAACUCCACAACUGCACAUACCGUUGCAGCAUCUGUGACGACCGUCAACAACACAAACUCCACAACUGCACAAACCGUUGCAGCAUCUGUGACGACUGUCAACAACACAAACUCCACAACUGCACAAACCGUUGCAGCAUCUGUGACGACCCUCAACAACACAAACUCCACAACUGCACAUACCGUUGCAGCAUCUGUGACGACCGUCAACAACACAAACUCCACAACUGCACAUACCGUUGCAGCAUCUGUGACGACCGUCAACAACACAAACUCCACAACUGCACAAACCGUUGCAGCAUCUGUGACGACCGUCAACAACACAAACUCCACAACUGCACAAACCGUUGCAGCAUCUGUGACGACCCUCAACAACACAAACUCCACAACUGCACAUACCGUUGCAGCAUCUGUGACGACUGUCAACAACACAAACUCCACAACUGCACAAACCGUUGCAGCAUCUGUGACGACCCUCAACAACACAAACUCCACAACUGCACAUACCGUUGCAGCAUCUGUGACGACCGUCAACAACACAAACUCCACAACUGCACAAACCGUUGCAGCAUCUGUGACGACCGUCAACAACACAAACUCCACAACUGCACAUACCGUUGCAGCAUCUGUGACGACCGUCAACAACACAAACUCCACAACUGCACAAACCGUUGCAGCAUCUGUGACGACUGUCAACAACACAAACUCCACAACUGCACAAACCGUUGCAGCAUCUGUGACGACCCUCAACAACACAAACUCCACAACUGCACAAACCAUUGCAGCAUCUGUGACGACCCUCAACAACACAAACUCCACAACUGCACAAACCGUUGCAGCAUCUGUGACGACCCUCAACAACACAAACUCCACAACUGCACAUACCGUUGCAGCAUCUGUGACGACCCUCAACAACACAAACUCCACAACUGCACAAACCGUUGCAGCAUCUGUGACGACCCUCAACAACACAAACUCCACAACUGCACAAACCUUUGCAGCAUCUGUGACGACCGUCAACAACACAAACUCCACAACUGCACAAACCGUUGCAGCAUCUGUGACGACCGUCAACAACACAAACUCCACAACUGCACAAACCUUUGCAGCAUCUGUGACGACCGUCAACAACACAAACUCCACAACUGCACAAACCGUUGCAGCAUCUGUGACGACCGUCAACAACACAAACUCCACAACUGCACAAACCGUUGCAGCAUCUGUGACGACCGUCAACAACACAAACUCCACAACUGCACAAACCGUUGCAGCAUCUGUGACGACCGUCAACAACACAAACUCCACAACUGCACAAACCGUUGCAGCAUCUGUGACGACCCUCAACAACACAAACUCCACAACUGCACAAACCGUUGCAGCAUCUGUGACGACCGUCAACAACACAAACUCCACAACUGCACAAACCGUUGCAGCAUCUGUGACGACCGUCAACAACACAAACUCCACAGCUGCACAAACCGUUGCAGCAUCUGUGACGACCGUCAACAACACAAACUCCACAGCUGCACAAACCGUUACAACAUCUGUGACGACCCUCAACAACACAAACUCCACAACUGCACAAACCGUUGCAGCAUCUGUGACGGCCGCCAACAGCACAAACUCGCCAACCACCAGCACACCAAGCAGCAGUGCCAACUCAACUGUGAGUCUUCAGUUCACCGUUAUGGACACUUUCACACCUGACCUUAACAAUGCGACUUCAGAAGCAUACAAGAACUUCACUGGUCGGAUCAUCCAUGGACUUGAUGAGACCUUCAAAUUCCAGUUCAAGGAGAAGUUUAACAGGACUGAAAUCAAGCGACUCAGCCCGGGUUCCGUCAAAGUUGAGGCCAACUGCAUCUUCAAUGCCAAUACCAACGUCACCAGUACUGAAGUGGUUCGAAGUGUCGUACAGGGAAUAAACAGUGGUGCACUGAGCAGCCUCAACAUCAAUGAGAACACCAUUUCUUCCAACAAUGUAACUGUGCAGAGUCUGGGGCCCAUCACUGUGCACAUCGAGCUCAUCAUCUUCAUUGGCUUUUCAAGUGCGCCUCAGCUCAACAGCAUCUUGGACAACUGGCUGCAGCCAUUCCUGAUGGCGAUAUAUAAUGCAAGUAGUGUGAGCGGCAACUACACCUACAGUGACAGCAACGGCUGGACCAAAGUUGUGUCAGACAAGCUGGUGAACACAACGGCCCUGCUCCCAGACGACACGGUCUUUCAGGGUCUUCUAGCCAGCAAAAGUCCUGUGCUUUAUCAAAUUUCUUCUGUGAAGAUUAACAAUUUCAUUGCACAAAGCCUGUACCAGACAUUCCAACAAAGCUUUAGAAUAACUAACAAGAAUUUUGACUCCACGCUUAGCAACAAGAGCUCUACUCAAUUCAUGAGCUUCAGCCAAGAGGUGGUAACUACAGUGUCCAUGCUGUUUUCAGACCAGAAUGGAUUUCAGCAGUUGUUCAUCAACACCUUCACGUCAGGCUCCGUCGUGGCCAACAGCAGCUUUGUAUACAACAACAACAUGGGUUCAAGCUCACAGAUACAGCAGACUCUUGCAAAUGGAAUCAGCACACUCUCCUUAUCGGGACUUGACAUCGAUCCUGUAUCACUUUUUCCUGGUGUGACUCUUCCACCAUCCACUCCAAGGCCAUUCCCAGGAUUUGCUGUGGCCAUCAUCGUGCUUUGUGGCUUGGCCAUCCUGUGCUUCCCGCUAAUCAUUAUUGCUCUUGUGAAGACCGGCGCAUGUAGGAAACUGUCCCGUGCUUUCGCUCUCAAAACACCCAGCAGUACGGACCUGAAGAUUCCUCUUUGGGAUGAUUAGGAAAGGUCCACUGAAGAUAGGAGUUCUUCAAAAAUACUUAGAUGUUUACUUUGUCCUAAACUUGCACAAAAGAAGACGAGUUCUAAUAUAUAUUUGGAUUUUUAUUAUUUGUACUGCCGCAGAUUUUGAAUCCUUUCCCUCAUUCUCAAAUGUCUCUUCAGUGAUCCAGCUGAAAGUCUGAUUUCACACACCAAAUAAAUAAAGCUAAGAAUCAAUCACAGAACACUGGAAUUCGCAUACUUGCAAACUGUGGACGCUAUCCCCUAUUGUAUACUUCCAAGUGUUUCCUUCAAGAUGUUUUAAUAAAUGACCCAGCAGCAGGCACAUUUGGCUGCAUGUCAGUCUUACCAGAAGGAGCUUUGCUAAGCCAGUAGCCCUGCAACUCACUGAGUGGUUGGUUAUCAAGCCCCAGGUCACAUGUAAAGGAUGAAGAAAAUCUCAGCUGAGGGUCAAUCUGCUGCUCAUCACAGCAGGGUGUCACUUCUCUAAGGUCCACAUGAAACAGAAGCAAGCUCAGAUUCUACAUGCUACACUAUGCAUGUUACACCAUGAUUUACAGAAACACCAAAGGUUUCAUUUCGCAAUACAGAAAAUAAGCAGGAUUUACAACAAUGUCUGUUUAUGCCUUUGGUCAGCUCAUUUUCCCAGCUUUGUUGCACUUGUCAUUUAUACACUGUCAAUCAUUUUGAGAGACUUUGUCUCUCUGGAUUCCUCGGUCAGACAAGAGUGUUAAAUUACAGCACUGCGCAUUAGACUAAACGUACAGUUCAUUUCUUUCAGAUAGGGAAAAGACACCAGGGAGCCAGGUCCCUGAAAGGACAUGCAAGACUGGUGUCAAAUCAAUGAAGGAUGGGGAGCACUGAUGACUCGCCCAGUCUGCUAGUGGGUCAGGAAUGGUGAGAAUUUCAAGAUACUACAAGAGAAGUAGCCAAAUCGUACCUCUCAAUCUUGAUGGAUGAUGAACCACUGAGGACUCGCAGACAGGAGACGGUGACUGUGCUUAACAAACAUAAAGUAUACCUCUGCACCUGUGUGUGUGUGCAAUAAGUUGAUAGUGCUCUGCUGUUUUUCUGACUUGUAUUUAUUUGUUUCAUACACUAAGUGCUUGAGGAUCGCUAAAAGUGUUAUUUAGUUCUGAUGUUAUUUGCUAACGUAAAAGCUCUGUAUUUUAAUAAAUAUAUAUGAUGCUCAUAUUGUGCAUUUGAGAUUUA
This is a messenger RNA of Erpetoichthys calabaricus (reedfish), 6491 nucleotides long. Its product is annotated as mucin-3A-like. The record is from RefSeq and is a predicted model, not a curated record. NCBI's taxonomy places the organism in Eukaryota, Metazoa, Chordata, Cladistia, Polypteriformes, Polypteridae. The transcript is spliced from 27 exons. Bases 166 to 5280 code for a protein of 1704 amino acids.